Messenger RNA from Pyrus x bretschneideri (Chinese white pear), 1309 nucleotides. Its product is annotated as protein SLOW GREEN 1, chloroplastic-like. The record is from RefSeq and is a predicted model, not a curated record. Lineage: Eukaryota; Viridiplantae; Streptophyta; Magnoliopsida; Rosales; Rosaceae. Gene Ontology annotation, molecular function: protein binding.
AUUAAUGGGAGUGGCCCUGGCCCUUGCAUGGAUGACCAAACCGUCAGUCAGAGUAAAAGUCACACUUUGACACUCCCCUACCCGCCACCGUAAACCCCGAACAAAACAUCCCAAUACUUGUCAUCUCCGCAACUCCUCAGCCGCCGGCUCAACCAUGAACUCCUCCUCCACUCUCGCCUCCUCUUCAUCCUCCUCUUUCUUCCAAUACAAACACCUUCCCACUAAACCAACCCAACCUUAUCUUCUCCGUUUUGCCCCUCCCAAUUCCCACAAUUCCCACAAUGUCCCUGCCCUCAAAGUCACAGCCUCCUCAGGAAACUCCCACAGCAACCCAAACCCGAUUCUCCAAACUCUCAAACGCUACGCCAAAGCGGCCAUUCUCAUCGGAGUCACCGCCGCCGUGUUCACUACCAAGUCCUCGACUUUGCUCGCUAGAGCCGAACCUCCGCCUGCAUUGACCGAAGAAGCGCCUACCCAGGUCACAGAUGACAAGAACAACCAAUCCUCAUCGCCAUUGUCCGACUUCCUGGGUUCGAAUUCGGAAGCCAUCGAUGCCCUGAAAUCGCUUCUGCAGCAGAAGCUCGAAAACGGCGAGGAUGACGAGGCGCUCAAGAUCCUGCAGCGCUUGGUCGCGGCGCAACCCUCCGCCACCGAGUGGAAAUUCAUGAUGGCUAGGGUUCUCAGCGAAAUGGGCGAAAACGAAAGUGCCCGCCAAGUGUUCGAGGAAAUACUCGCCUCGAACACCUUGUCAUUCGAGGCGUUGUUCGAGAACGCCCUGCUGAUGGACCGCUGCGGCGAAGGCGAGGCCGUGAUAAAGCGAUUGGAGGAUUCAUUGCAGGUUGCGGAGGAGGAGAACAAGGCGAAGGAGGCUCGAGACGUUAAAUUGAUAAUGGCGCAGGUUCAGUUCCUGCAGAAGAAUGUGGAGGACGCAUUGAAUAGCUACAAUGAAUUGGUAAAGGAGGACCCGAAAGACUUCCGGCCGUACUUUUGCCGUGGGAUGAUUUACAGUUUGCUUGAUCGGAAUGCGGAGGCAACGGAGCAGUUUGAGAAGUACCGGCAGCUUUCGCCGAAGAAGUUCGAGGUGGAUGGCUACUUGAGGAAGCCAUUGUCGAGAGUCAAGGUAUUCGGGAGUGACGAGAAUUGAGGUUUUAAGGGUCUGCCUCUGUUGAAAGACUCAUUUUGUUCGUCUGUUGUUUUGAAUUUGAGACGUGUUCGAAAGUAGAAAAUAACUUGUUGUACAAGUUAACACAUUGUUGUUACAUUUCAAUCCAGUUAAUAAAUUUUUUGCACCCUUAAUAAUUCUACUUCA